UACGCUCGUACGUAGCCGGGUUGGACGCGUCAUGUUAGGCGUCUGCCUCGAGUGGGGCCACGGUGGACCACGCCUAGCCCCAUAGCAUCGGGCUACCAGCUCUAUCGCCUCCCACUAGUGGAAGGGAUAUUUUGGAAUAACACAGGAAUAAAUGGCAUUGAUGCAGAAAAUAAUCUUUUGCGGUGUAACUACUGCAUCUGGGCAGAUGUGGAGAACCCAAAGAAAUUUGGUACUGAGGUUCAUGCGAAACUUCAGCAUUGGGAAAGCAGGCUUUGAGGGCUCCAUCUCGCAAGAAGUCUUGGCGCUAAUCCGAGAACUGAAAAAAUUCAGAGAGAAACCGGUAAAAACUGCACAUCUUUUCCACAGUGCCAUCUCAAACAUCAUUUGCUUGGUUGUGUACGGCACAAGGUACGACUAUGAUGAUCCCAAAUUCAAGGAGCGUCUCAAACUAAUAAAUCGCACCUUUGAGCUACUUGGUUCAGGCAGCAUCUUCUUCAUGCCAUUCACCGAUCUGGUGGCUGGGAUCAUACCCUCCCUAUGGGAGCUGACUCCAAAACUUUAUAAAAUUCACCAACUUUGUCAGGGGAGCCCUCCUUUGGCAUCAGGCAGACUUCGAUCCCCAGAGAGACCCAACAGAUUUCCUCUACCUGUACGGGAAAUCGAUGCCAUUGUUGGUAGAGAUCACCUCCCACAGAUGUCCGAUAAACCACACCUCCAUUUCACUGAGGCUACUAUUCUUGAGGUUCAACGUAUCAGCAAUGUCGUUCCUCUUGGUGUACCUCACCAGGCUAGAGAAGACGCCACAGUCAUGGGCUACACAAUCCCUAGAGGAACCAUCUUGCUGCCAAACUUUUGGGCUUUGGGGCAUGACCCAAAGGUGUGGCCAGAACCACACCUGUUCAAACCAGAAGGGUUUUUGGACAAGGAUGGUCAAGUGACCAAGAAGGAUGAGUUCACGCAAUUUAGUGUAGGACGUCGCAUGUGCCUGGGGGAACCUUUUGCUAAGAUGGAGCUGUUCCUUUUCUUCAGUGGUCUCCUGCAUCAGUUCACCUUCCAGAGACCCCAGGGUGCUCCCCCAAUCUCUUUCAAGAGCAGGGCUGGAUUCACACUGACCCCAAUUUCAUUUGAAGUCUGUGCGAUUGUCCGUGCUCAGAGGGGUGACUCGGCUUUUAACCGACUUUUUACUGAUUCCGAGGUACAUCUUCUAGACCAACUUAUUCCGGGGUUAAAACUGAUCUUCAAAAGGUUAACCUACAGUGUUGUAGUCAAGACCUCUUAAGACCAUCACAAGACUACCACAAAACCUCCAAUUUUAAAUUGAGUCACAAUCUAUUCGAAUGAGCUACAACACGAGCACUGCUUUACUAGUGUUCACCCUGUUACUUGUGAUCAGUUUUGUCUGGUCUUGUGGAAGGCCAUGUGUCUUGUCUUGUGAUAGUCUGGGCUGGAACACUUUCAAGAGAUUUUUUUAAAAUGUAUAUUUCCACAGAAUCACAGGUCUAUUAUUUUCUCCAGGUUUUUCAAUUUCACAGUGAGUUUAAAGAGUUUCAUGUCUGUUCUCUGACUGCAUUUGUCAUGGUUUCAUACCUUCUGAACAGGUCAGACUGCUGCAGAAUUUAUGCUGAAAUUUCAAAUAAUGUAACAAAAUAAUUUAGA
This is a messenger RNA of Acanthaster planci (crown-of-thorns starfish), 1656 nucleotides long. Its product is annotated as cytochrome P450 2J4-like. NCBI's taxonomy places the organism in Eukaryota, Metazoa, Echinodermata, Asteroidea, Valvatida, Acanthasteridae. The record is from RefSeq and is a predicted model, not a curated record.